Molecule: messenger RNA, 1407 nt
Organism: Emericellopsis cladophorae
Lineage: Eukaryota; Fungi; Ascomycota; Sordariomycetes; Hypocreales; Bionectriaceae
Exons: 1
Coding region: 1-1407 (468 amino acids)
Biological process (GO): sphingosine biosynthetic process
Cellular component (GO): membrane; cytoplasm; intracellular membrane-bounded organelle
Source: RefSeq, a predicted model, not a curated record
AUGCCGGCGGCAGCGACGGAUAGUCAACCUCGUCCGCUCGAGCUCACCAUCAGCAAGCUAUCGAUAGACAUCGCCAGCGGCGAGCUGACGCUGGGAGAGGCAGCUGGCGACUUCAACAGCGCCAUUGAAGCGAGACAUCUUCUCUUCUCACUGCGGCAGAAUGGCGACAAAAUGUCUUUCACCACCGCCGCCCUCAAGGAAGCAGUGGCACCUGAUGACAGUGAGCCCUUCAAACUCGUCCUCAUCCACAGCGACGCCAUCUCGGACGAGCUAUCCGACGCAUAUCUGAUCGACAAAUUCCCGCCAUACCUUGUCCACGACGCGUGGAACCAAGUCGACGUUGUCAUGUCCACAAAGUCAGGGACACACCUCGCUCUGCCUUUCUGGUCGACCGUCCUCCAACCUCUCCUGUCCACCCUGGCAAGGACGUUCCCCGAGGCAAAGGUCGACCAGGCCAACAUUCUCGUCACAGAAUCUGCCGAGAGCGUGUCCGACUUUGCACGCCAACUCUGGUCAUCGCCGGCCGCUCCAACCCGGACGGUCAUCCUCCUCAGCGGCGAUGGCGGCAUGGUGGACAUUCUGAACGGGCGACAAGAGGGCAGCCAGCAGAGACCAACCAUUGCGCUCUUACCCAUGGGCACGGGGAAUGCGCUCUUCCACUCAAACCAUAAACCUCUAUGCACACCCUCUGGCCCCUCACCUCUCGUCCUGGGCGUCCGUACCCUGUUCGUCGAGGGCGUUGCCGCCGCCCUGCCCAUCUUCCGCGCCUCCUUCACGCCUGGCGCGCACAUUGUCCACGGCGACGAGCGGCAGAGGCAGGUCAGCCACCUCGACGGCGCCAUCGUCGCGAGCUACGGCUUCCACGCCAGCGUUGUGUACGAGAGCGACACGCCCGCGCACCGCGUCCACGGCGACAAGCGAUUCGGCAUGGUGGCGCAGGAACUACUGCGCGAGGCGCAUGCGUACUCGGCCCACGUCGCGAUCCAGCGCAUGGGGACGGGGACGUCGUCAAAUCGCGAGGUGCUCGACAGGGAGAAGCACGGCUAUCUCCUCACAACGUUGCUGUCGAAUCUGGAGAAGACGUUUACCAUCUCGCCUGCCAGCAAACCUCUGGAUGGGCAGCUUCGGACCGUGCACUUUGGUGAUAUCGGUGGCGAGAGAGCUCUAGAUGCCAUGAUGAAAGCCUACGACGGCGGAAAGCAUGUAGAUGUCAAGUGGGACGAUGGCGAGAGGAUCUACUACCAGGACAUAGACGAGAUCAGGAUCACGGUCAAGGAAACGGAUCAGCGGUGGCGCAAGGUCUGCAUCGACGGGACGAUUGUCGACGUACCGACAGGAGGCACAAUGACGGUCAAGAAGCUGCACGAGAGCCCGUUGCGCAUCUUAGUAAAUAAAGGGGUGAGAUAG